AUGUGGACCCCAUUUGCACUAUUCGUGAUAUUAGCGGCUGUCGCCUCAGCCGACUACGGUUUCAAACCCGGAAAGGAAUAUCAUUAUGAGGUUACAAGUACAACUUUGACCUCCCUUCACCAAGUUGCUGAUCGUUACGCUGGAGUUUCUAUGCGUAACAAAUUGACUCUUACACCCGUAAAAGAAGAUGAAUAUUUAGGUACUUUCACACAAUCAGAGGUUACUGAAGUUCACACCACUUUACCAGGAGGUGUUGACCACAGUGUACCUCUUGAAAAUGCCAAGUACUCACCAAUUAGUCUCCCACGUGAACCGUUCGUCGUUAAAACGAAGGAUGGAAUCGUUGAUGAAUUGGUCGUCAGCAAAGAUUUGCCUGUUUGGCAUGUAAAUGUCAUCCGUUCCAUUGUGAGUCAAUUCCAAAUUGACACUCAAGGAAGACGACUUAUUCCCUCAAAACUUAACUCAGUUCCCCACGGAGACGAAACCACAGCUGUUUACAAGGUUAUGGAAGACACCGUCGAAGGAGAAUGUGAAACUUUGUACGAUGUUACACCUUUGCCAAAAUACGUUGUUUUAACCACUCCAAGCCUUGCCCCAACUUACCAUGUUGGAGACAAAGAAGAUUUGAUCGACAUUGUCAAAACAGCCAACUUCAGCAACUGUGAACAAAGACCAGGAUACCACUUUGGACUUACUGGUUUGACUGACUGGAAACCAACCACCAACAAAUUAGGAAACUUCUUGUCACGCUCCUCAGUUACCAGAGUCGUCCUUUCUGGAAACCUUAAAACUUACACUGUUCACUCCUCAGUAACCACUAGCAAAGUUAUUGUCAGCCCUGAAGUUUACAACAACCAAAAGGGAGAAGUUAUUUCCCGCGUAAAUGUCACCCUUGUUUCUGUCGGAACUGGAACUUCCACCGGAUCCGGACCCGCUAACCCUCAAACCUUGAAAAAGUUGGUUUACGACUUUAACGGUCCUUUUUCAACUGACGCUCAAGUUCGUGAAAAAUGGGACCAAAGACAAGAACAAACUCUUGUUAAACCCACCGGAUACACCGAAGGCGGUUUUACUGAACAAGUUAGAAACACAAGACACAUUGACGAAAAAACUUUGGUUCUUUCCAACGAAGGAUGGUACCAAACCAAACCAAAAAUGAACCAAGCUCCAGAAACACCUUUCCUUCCAUACUUUGUUGGAUACAUGGGUCACUCCAUCCAACACUCCAAGGAUAUCAACGUCAACCAAGUCGUAAGAAAAAUGGCCGAACAAAUUGGACAAACCUUGCAAGAUCAAACUCACUUAACCAAGGACAAUACUCUUGAAAGAUUCACCAUUUUGACUGAAGUUGUUCGUACCAUGAACGCCAAACAACUUGAACAAUCCGUUCAAGAACUUUACACUCCAGCUGAAGAACACCCCAAAGAAGUCGCCGGAACACCCAGAAACGCAUGGAUGGUCUUCCGUGAUGUUUUGGCUCAAGCCGGAACUGGCCCCGCUUUGACCACUAUUGUUUCCUUGAUCACCUCCAAAAAACUUAAAGGAGAAGAAGCUGCCCAAGUUGUAUCCACUCUUGCCGAUACUGCCAGAUACCCAACCACUGAAUACUUAAACACAUUCUUUGAAUUGGUUAAACAUCCCGAAGUAGUUUCUCAACCAAUUUUGAGAACCACCAGUGUUUACACUUUCACCAAAUUGGUCAGAUACGCUUUGGUAAACCCCAAAACCGUUCACAACCGUUACCCAGUUCACACCUUUGGAUACCUCACCCGCCUUGAUGACACCACCGUCACCGACACUUACGUACCAUACUUGGCCCAACAAUUGGAACAAGCUGUCAAAGAAGGAGACUCUACCAAAGUACAAACUUACGUCGUUGGUUUAGGAAAUGUUGCCCACCCCAAAAUCCUUCAAGUAUUCGAACCUUACUUGGAAGGCAAACAACCAAUGAGUGACUUCCAACGUACUCUUGUAGUCACCUCUUUAGGAAAAUUGGCUGAAGUUCACCCCAAAGUUGCCAGAACUGUAUUGUACAAGGUUUACACCAACACCGGAGAAGUUCACCAAGUUCGUGUAGCUGCCGUUUACAAUUUGAUGAAGACUGUCCCACCAGUUAGCAUGCUCCAACGUAUGGCUCAAUUCACUCACGAAGACCCCAGCACUCAAGUCCGUUCAGCUGUCAAAUCCGCCAUUGAAUCUGCUGCCCUCUUGAAAACCAAGACCAACUUUCAAUUGCGUAAAAAUGCUCAAGCCGCCGUCAACAUGUUAGUCCCUCAAGUUUACGGAGUACAAUACUCUCGUUUGAACUUGACUGACUACUUGGUUCAAGGUCUUCACCUUGGUUACACUCAAACUUUGCAAUACGUCGGAAGCAAAGACAGCCUUAUCCCAAGCUCUGUAUUCUACAAAGUUUUAGGAAACGUUAACACUUACAAAACCACUUUACUUAAGGUCAGCUCUAUGGUAUCCAGUGUACAAGCCGUAACUGAAUUCCUUCAAAACAGCUUCACUUUGGAAGAACAAGAACCAACUCCUGAAGGUCAUGGCGAUGCUUACACCGUUGAAAAAAUCACCAAAUUGUUGAAUGUCGAACAACUCGUUAAAGAACAAGUUGAAGGAAACUUUAACUACAGAGUAGGAAACCUUCACAGAUUCUUCGUUUACGACAACCACACCAUUGAAACUUUGACUCAAACCCUUAACAAAUACACUCAAAAGACCGGCCAAGGUUUGGCUUACAACACCCAAAAAUUUUUUACCAACUACGAAAUCACUCUUGCCUUGCCAACUACUACUGGAGUCCCAUUGGUAUACACCUUGUCCACUCCCGUAUACAUUGGUAUUAAAGGAAAAGUUCAAACUGACGUUCCAGAACUCCGUCAAACUCAAAAGGGAUACCAAGUUCCAAAGACUCUUGGUGUCACCACUAACGUUGAAGUAACCGUUUCCACCAACACUCACGGACAAAUCAGUUUCAUUGUCCCAUGCGAACACAAACGCUUCGUCUCUGGUUACAAAAAGGUAGUCCACGUUAACGUUCCACUUAAAGGUAGCGUUACCGUUGAUUUACCAAAACGCAACGUAAAAGUCGAAGUUAAACCCGUUGAAAAACGUGGAGACUACAAAUUGUUCCAUUACAGCACUGUACCUUACACCGCUGUCCAAAACAUUCUUGACUUGAAACCAGUUAGCGAAUCACCUUCUUUCACUGUUUUGAACACCAAACCUCUUACCGUUAAAACUAACACCUUUGGCGUCAAAACUUUAGGAACUGUUUUCCGUACUGAAAUCAAAACCGGAAAGAGAAACGUUGACUUUAAAAAAUUGAUCCACGAAGUUGUUCAACGUCACACCUUGGUCUCAGGAGUUGUAUUCCCAACUGCUGAAGCCACCAUUGACAACACCAACGUUGAUGUAUACUACGACUCUAAAUUGUCAACCGUACAAAGCUUAGUUCUUUCAGCUACCUACCGUCAAGUAACACCAACUGAAAUCAAACACGAAACCGACACCGGAAAAGUUUUUGUUCCUACCUCAGACGUACAAACUAGAAUUAAACAAUUUUACGAAAAAGUUACAACUGGAGUUAAAGGUGCAAGAGCUCAAGUAUGUGACUUCGUAUUGAACGUUAACGCACAAACCCCAGUAGAAUUGGUUGGAACCUUUGCUUUGGCUAGAAGCCCAGUUGAUGCUCCAGUCAAUCUUAUUGGUUACUUCUACAAAACCGCUGGAAACGACCACUACGAAAUCUGCUACGAUUCUACUUUCAAAAGUACUUACUCACCCAUCUACGACUUGGAACACGCCAUUCAAAGCGAAUCUAAAUCAGACUUGAACGUUCACGUCAAAUUUGGAAACAAAUGCGACACUGGAGCUAAAGUCGUACUCACUGGAAAACUUGAAAGAACUCCAGAACGUCAACAAUACGUUCAAACUUUACCCCAAGUACAAACCUGCAAAACUGAAGUUCAACAAGGAAACAAAUACACCGCUAACUGCAGAAACGCUACCUUACAAGCUGGCCUUUUCGACAAAUACACUUUCAACAUUAAAUACGAAGGAGUACCAGAAGAAUUGAAGAACUACACUUACAGAGUUGUCAACAUUUACACUCACUUGGCAUACCCAUACCUUACCGAAGGUAUGCCAACCCAAGCUGCUCAACAAAGCAAAGAAGUCGAAUUCGAUGUUAACUUCACUCCCGAUUUGAAGAACGUUAACCUCUACCUUUCGACUCCAGUUGGAGUUUCUACAUUCCACUCAGUCCCUGUUGGUGAAUACACCAGAACCUUGCUUGUCAGUCACCCUGUUUUCAACUACGUUGAAAGAUACCAAUGGUCUGCUUUCCAACAACAAUACAAAGCCUACUGUACCAUUGACAAGGCUCAAACCAAGACCUUCGACAACCAAACCUACAAUACUCACUUAGGAAACGCUUGGCACGUAAUGUCCGUAUCCGUACCAAAAACAAACCGCGAAGGCAAACACGAAUCAGUCCGCGAUUUCUCAGUCUUGGUACGCGAAGUUGAAAACAACCAAAAAGAAGUUCAAUUUACUUUCAACUACGCCAAGGGACCCGUCGUCAACGUUCUUCCCCAACCCCAAGGCAAAGCUCACGGAACUUUCACCGUUAACGGACAAACCGUUCAAGUAGACGAACAAGGAUACUACGAAUACAGAAACCCAGCCGGAAAAUUGGUAUUCCAAGUUUACGUUCUUCCAACCGGAGAACUUCAAUUUGUCUCAACCAAAUACGGAUUCAACUUCUUGUACGACGCUCAAAGAGUUCAACUUGCUUUGAGUCAAUCAUACAGAAACCGCGUAGGAGGUCUUUGCGGAGUUUACAACGGUGAACACUACGGUUACGUAACCCCACAAGGAUACAUCCUCAACUCUCCCGAAGAAUUUGUUGCCACUUGGGCCGUCACAACCGAAGGACACGUUGCCGAAUUGAAGAAAAAAGCACAAGAACACUCAGUUUACAAGAAAACCGUUCUUUACACUAACGUCGUAUCAACCCCAGACAGCAGAUACCACGAAUACGGAGACAGCCAAGAAGAAUCCGGAGAAACGACCGAUGGACACAACACAAAAUGCACCACCAAACGUAUCAUGGUCAUCGAAAGAGACGGCAAACACUGCUUUUCCGUUCACCCACAAACCGCUUGCAAACCAGGUUGCCAAGUUGAAAAAACCAAAACCAUGAACGCCGAAUUCAUUUGUGUUAACAAAACUCAAACCUCAUCUCACUGGGCUCAAAUGGUUGCUCGUGGAGCUCAACCCAACUUUAAAAACAAAGCCAACGCACAAAAAAUGCAAUUUGAAGGCCCCGAAGUCUGUACCGACGCUUGA
Molecule: messenger RNA, 5352 nt
Organism: Pediculus humanus corporis (human body louse)
Lineage: Eukaryota; Metazoa; Arthropoda; Insecta; Psocodea; Pediculidae
Product: Vitellogenin-1 precursor, putative
Exons: 7
Coding region: 1-5352 (1783 amino acids)
Biological process (GO): lipid transport
Molecular function (GO): lipid carrier activity
Source: RefSeq, a predicted model, not a curated record